Rhinolophus ferrumequinum (greater horseshoe bat) is the source of this 461-nucleotide messenger RNA. RefSeq names its product nuclear nucleic acid-binding protein C1D-like. Gene Ontology annotation, biological process: regulation of gene expression; maturation of 5.8S rRNA. Bases 36 to 461 code for a protein of 141 amino acids. Gene Ontology annotation, cellular component: nucleolus; exosome (RNase complex). The record is from RefSeq and is a predicted model, not a curated record. The transcript has a single exon. Lineage: Eukaryota; Metazoa; Chordata; Mammalia; Chiroptera; Rhinolophidae. Gene Ontology annotation, molecular function: RNA binding; DNA binding.
GAAGACAGGAGCGGAAAGGCAGUGAGUUGUUCAUAAUGGCAGCAGAGGAAAUUAAUAAAGACUAUCCAACAGAAAUUCAUGAGUAUUUACCAACAUUUGAGAAUUCUAUUGGUGCCGUCGAUGAGCUGCUGAAGACCAUGAUGUCUGUUUCUAGAAAUGAGUUGUUGCAGAAGUUGGACCCACUUGAACAAGCAAAAGUGGAUUUAGUUUCUGCUUACACAUUAAAUUCAAUGUUCUGGGUUUAUUUGGCAACUCAGGGAGUUAAUCCUAAGGAACAUCCAGUAAAGCAGGAAUUGGAAAGAAUCAGAGUAUACAGGAACAGAGUCAAGGAAAUCACAGACAAGAAAAAGGCUGGCAAGCUGGGCAAAGGUGCAGCUUCAAGAUUUGUAAAAGAUGCCCUCUGGGAACCAAAACCUAAAAAUGCAUCCAAAGCUGCCAAUAAAGGGAAAAGUAAAAAUUAA